Molecule: messenger RNA, 1786 nt
Organism: Malus domestica (apple)
Lineage: Eukaryota; Viridiplantae; Streptophyta; Magnoliopsida; Rosales; Rosaceae
Product: probable glycosyltransferase At5g03795
Molecular function (GO): glycosyltransferase activity
Source: RefSeq, a predicted model, not a curated record
AGAGAGAGAGAGAGAGAGAGAGAGAGAGAGAGAGAGAGAGAGAGAGAGAGAGACAGUGGAGAGAGAGAGUGAUCUAGAAUCCAGAGAUGAAACCUCCUCUCAGCAACAAGAAGCCGAAUUCUUUGUUGUCGUCGUCUUCCUAUUCUGUUUUGCUUCUAGCUUUUGUGGUGCCAUUUUUUGUGAUAUCAGUGCUGGUUUGCAGUUUGGGCGUCACGAGUUCGCUUUCGUGGUCAUGGGGAUUCGGCAACGUAUUGGAGACUGAAGACUAUUCUUCUUCUUCAUCAGCUUUCUCUGCAACUGCAACACCACCAAGGCCUCCUCAGGUUCUUAAAGCCGCUAAACAAGGUCAUAACAACACUUCUUCCUCAAAAUCAAAUGAAACAGUUGUCCCUCGUCAAAAUAUCGGAGAAAAACAAGGGAUGGUGUGGAUUACAGAAUCUGAUGAAAUUAAUGGGACAUCGGCUAUAAUAACUAGUACAUCAAUAAAGAGAUAUAGCAGGUUGGAGAAACUUGAAGCAAAUUUGGCCGGAGUCCGGGCUUCCAUAAGAGAAGCUGCUCGAGUCCGAAAUCUAACUUCUACCCAUGAAGAUCCAGACUAUGUUCCUCGUGGACCAAUUUACAGGAAUGCAAAUGCUUUUCACAGGAGUUACUUGAAGAUGGAAAAGCACUUCAAGAUAUAUGUAUACGAAGAAGGAGAGCCACCAAUAUUUCACAACGGUCCAUGCAAAAGCAUAUAUUCGACAGAAGGGAGAUUUAUUCAUGAAAUGGAAAUGGAGAAUAUUUACAGAACAAGAGAUCCAGAUCAGGCCCUCGUUUAUUUUCUUCCCUUCAGCGUGGUGAUGCUGGUGCAGUACCUGUACGUGGCCGACUCCCACGACACUCAGCCCAUCGGGCGAGCUGUCGUCGACUAUGUCAAUGUCAUUUCGGAUAAGCAUCCCUUUUGGAAUCGAAGUCUUGGUGCUGAUCACUUUAUGCUUUCUUGUCAUGAUUGGGGGCCGAGCACAUCUGCAUAUGUUCCUCAUUUAUACCAAAACUCCAUAAGAGUACUAUGCAACGCAAACACAUCCGAAGGAUUCAACCCUUCAAAAGAUGUCUCAUUUCCAGAAAUCCAUCUCCGAACGGGGGAAACCAAGGGACUUCUCGGUGGUCUCUCCCCAUCCCGAAGGUCGAUUCUUGCCUUCUUCGCAGGCCGGCUUCAUGGCCACAUAAGGUACCUGCUUCUAAACGAAUGGAAAGAAAAAGAUCAAGACGUGCAAGUUUACGACCAACUCCCCAACGGUGUAUCCUAUGAAUCAAUGUUGAAGAAGAGCAGGUUCUGCUUGUGCCCUAGCGGUUACGAAGUGGCAAGUCCGAGAGUGGUGGAAGCCAUAUACGCAGAGUGUGUUCCGGUGUUGAUUUCGGACAGCUAUGUCCCACCGUUCAGCGAUGUUCUGGAGUGGAAGUCGUUUUCUGUGCAAGUGCAAGUGAAGGACAUACCAAACAUCAAAAGGAUACUGAUGGGAAUAUCACAAAGUCAGUACUUGAGAAUGCAGAGGAGAGUGAAGCAGGUGCAGAGGCAUUUUGUGGUGAAUGGACCUUCCAAGAGAUUCGAUGUUUUCCAUAUGAUUGUUCACUCCAUUUGGCUCAGGAGGUUGAAUAUCCGCAUUGAGGAUGAACGAGUUGAGUAGAAUCUUUUUACUUCAGUCCUAUAUAUUACAUGCAUGGUAGUAUGGUACAUGGCAUGGGACCAUAACAAUUUUUCGCUUUUCCAAUUGGGGCAAAGUAGAAUAAAAAUAAUAAAUAUAUA